AUCACGCUUAAGGCAUAUCUUUAACUAAGAGCAAGUCAUAUUUGCAAAGCCAUCAUUUGCACAGCUAGUGGUAGAAGAUGAGGGUCCUUGUUUUUCUGACGUUAAUUGCCGGUGCUCUGAGCCAGGGGUGUGAAACUAUCCGAUGCGAGAAUCAUAAACAGCCCGUUUGCGGUUCGGACGGACAGACGUACUUGAACACGUGCUACCUAAAGGUCGCCGCCUGCAAGUACGCGUCACUCGACCUUGCUACCGAGGGACUCAACCUUGCCUACGAAGGCGAGUGCAGAACCGGAAGUGUGGACACCAAGCCCAACACUGGAACUAUAUCCGGAAGCGGCUCCCUCACCGGAUCUGCCGUUACCGACAAAUGUCAAACAAUUUGUGAUAGCACGGAAAAACUGCUCCUCUGCGGAAGCGAUGGUGUAACUUACGACAGCAAGUGCAGCUUCGUGAAGGCACAAUGCGUCGCCAGCAGUAACAGUGGAUCCCUCACUCUCGAGUACGUAGGUGCCUGCCGCAAGUUGGGCUCCGUUUCCUUGACAGCCAGCAGAUGCGAUCUGACCGGAUGCGACUCCACGGCUGUCAGGAAAUGUGGCUCCGACGGCAACGUUUACGGAAGUGCCUGCGAGUUCCAAAAAGCUCAAUGCAUGAACUCCCGCCUGACUGAGGUGCGUUGUGACGCUACGUCGGCAACCCUAACAUCUACCGACAGCUGCUCGACACGAUGCGAUUCCACGCCAAUGAAAAUCUGUUCCUCCGACGGACAAAUCUACAGAAGUGACUGUGAGUUCAAAAAAGCUCAAUGCGCAAACCCCCGCAUCACUCAGGUGCGUUGUGUCGCUACGUCGGCAACCCUAACUUCUACCGACAGCUGCUCGACACGGUGCGAUUCCACGCCAAUGAAAAUCUGUUCCUCCGACGGACAAAUCUACAGAAGUGACUGUGAGUUCAAAAAAGCUCAAUGCGCAAACCCCCGCAUCACUCAGGUGCGUUGUGUCGCUACGUCGGCAACCCUAACUUCUACCGACAGCUGCUCGACACGGUGCGAUUCCACGCCAAUGAAAAUCUGUUCCUCCGACGGACAAAUCUACAGAAGUGACUGUGAGUUCAAAAAAGCUCAAUGCGCAAACCCCCGCAUCACUCAGGUGCGUUGUGUCGCUACGUCGGCAACCCUAACUUCUACCGACAGCUGCUCGACACGGUGCGAUUCCACGCCAAUGAAAAUCUGUUCCUCCGACGGACAAAUCUACAGAAGUGACUGUGAGUUCAAAAAAGCUCAAUGCGCAAACCCCCGCAUCACUCAGGUGCGUUGUGUCGCUACGUCGGCAACCCUAACUUCUACCGACAGCUGCUCGACACGGUGCGAUUCCACGCCAAUGAAAAUCUGUUCCUCCGACGGACAAAUCUACAGAAGUGACUGUGAGUUCAAGAAAGCUCAAUGCGCAAACCCCCGCAUCACUCAGGUACGUUGUGAUGCCACGUCGGCAACCCUUACUUCUACCGACAUCUGUUCAACACGGUGCGACCAAACACCAGUGAGAAUCUGUGCCUCGGACGGACAAGUCUAUGGAAGCGCAUGCGAGUUCAUAAAGAUGAGCUGUUCACUCGGUGGCACACUUACGCGAGUCGACUGCACAAGCUGGUUGUCGAGCCUCGGUUAAAGUUGGCUUUAUGCAUCCUAUUAAUCAACCGUGAUGUUUUAAAUUAAUAAAGAAUCAUGGAAUUAAAUUUAAGAAAUGCUAAA
This is a messenger RNA of Mya arenaria, 1744 nucleotides long. Its product is annotated as agrin-like. NCBI's taxonomy places the organism in Eukaryota, Metazoa, Mollusca, Bivalvia, Myida, Myidae. The coding region runs from base 78 to 1661 and encodes 527 amino acids. Gene Ontology annotation, molecular function: protein binding. The record is from RefSeq and is a predicted model, not a curated record. The transcript has 11 exons.